CUGCAUCCCCACCACCAGACGCAAGAGGCAUUACGCAUUGCAGCAUGAACGGCAGCCAGCCCCCGCAGCGACGAUCCGCCCUCGUGCUCUAUGGCUCAGAAACCGGCAAUUCCCAAGAGGUCGCCGAGGAGCUGGGCACGUUGGCCGAGCGCCUCCAUUUCCGGACGCAUGUGGCCGAGCUAAACCACUACAAGCCGGAAGUGCUCAAAUCCCACACCCUCGUGAUCCUCGUGGUGUCGACGACGGGCCAGGGCGACUUCCCGGCUAACGCGAGGUCGUUUUGGAGGUCGUUGUUGCUGAAGAGGCUUCCGCCUACGUUCCUGGAAGGGGUCAAUUUCGCGUCAUUUGGGCUGGGAGAUAGCUCGUAUCCGAAGUUCAAUUGGGCGGCGCGCAAAUUGCACAAGCGGUUGGUGCAGCUGGGGGCGAAUGAGAUAUACGGAUGUGGGGAGGCAGAUCAACAGCAUCCGGAAGGGCUGGAGGGAACUUUCAUUCCCUGGUUGACCGAUCUGCGCAAGCACCUUCUCGAGACAUAUCCGCUGCCUCCAGGACAAGAGCCGAUACCGGACGAUGUUCAACUGCCGCCCAAAUGGGUCUUGACACUGCAGGACAAGGGGGAGUCGACAUCAAUAUCCACGGAACAGGCAGUUCCCGAACCCCAGCAAAACGAGAAUCCGUCCGAUGAGCUUCCCCGGUUGACUCGACUCAACCACGAUAUUAGACCGCUUCCCGGCACCCUGGCGGCAACGCUGACCCAGAACAAACGCUUGACGCCGCCAACGCAUUGGCAAGAUGUGCGGCAUGUCUGCCUUACGGUCCCAGACCAUGUCUCCUAUGUCCCCGGGGACAUGAUUUGCAUCACCCCGAAGAACUUCUCCAGCGACGUCGACGCGCUGAUCCAGAUGAUGGGCUGGGAGGAGCAAGCGGAUCAGCUUGUCUCCCUGGUGUAUAAUGGCACUCCGUCUCCGGAGGAAGAGGCCCCCUCUCCCCCAAUUCAGGGCCUUGAUUCAUACCCGCAGCUGACCCUGCGUGCCCUUCUUACAGAUUAUAUAGACAUCCAGGCCAUCCCCCGUCGGGCCUUCUUUGCAUCUGUUGCUCACUACACCAGCGAUGAAAUGCAUAAAGAGCGACUCAUUGAGUUUACAUACACUGGCCCUGAGUUCCUGGAUGAGCUCUGGGACUACACCACCCGGCCGAGACGAAGUAUAUUAGAAGUGCUGCACGAAUUCGACUCAGUCAAGGUGCCAUGGCAGCAUGCGGUCUCGGUAUUCCCGAUCUUCAAAGGGAGACAGUUCAGUAUCGCCAGUGGGGGCGAGUUGAAGCGGUCUCCCGGCGGAGGCACCACGUUCGAACUGCUAAUUGCCAUUGUCAAGUACCAGACCGUCAUCAAGAAGGUGCGGCAAGGGGUGUGUACCCGGUACAUCUCGGCCCUCCGCCUGGGCAGCAGCCUGAAGGUCCAGUUGCAGAAGGGAGGACUCAACUCAUCCGCCAACCAGCUCGUGGGCCCGACGGUGUUGAUUGGUCCCGGCACCGGGGUGGCACCCCUGCGGUCCAUGCUUUGGGAGAAAGCAGCCAUCGUCAAGGCGUAUCAGGAAGAGAAUCCGGGGGUGGAGCUCUCCAUCGGCCCAACGCUGCUGCUCUACGGAGGUCGCAACCAGGACGCCGACUUCUUCUUCGCGGACGAGUGGCAGCGGCUGGGCGAGUUGAUCAAGCUGAAUGUGCUCACGGCGUUCUCGCGCGACCAGAAGCAAAAGGUCUACGUACAGGACAUCAUCCGGCAGAACUACGGGCUCCUCUUCAAACUGUUGCACGACAUGGCGGGGUCGGUGUAUAUCUGUGGCUCGUCGGGGCAGAUGCCGAAGGCCGUGCGGGGGGCGCUGACGGACGCGUUCCAGCACGGGGCAGAGGUGGAAACGGACCGGUUCAACGAGCAAGGCGCCGAGCAGUAUCUGCUGGGGAUGGAGAAGACGGGGCGUAAGCCAUCUGCUCCUCGAUUUAUCCCUCUCCUCGAGUCUUCUUCCCUAUCCACACUAUCCAGAAUGAGUGGCCUACGGAUCCUGGUCCCCGUCAAGCGGGUGAUCGACUACGCGGUCAAACCCCGCGUCAACAAGGCCAACACGGGCGUCGAAACCGCCGGCGUCAAACACUCCCUGAACCCGUUCGAUGAGCUCUCUGUCGAGGAAGCCAUCCGGCUGCGCGAGCGCGGCGCCAAGAACCAGAGCCCGAUGAAGGUGGAAAACAUCCUGGCCCUCUCCGCUGGCGGAGCCAAGUGCGCCGAUACGCUCCGCACGGCGAUGGCGAUGGGCGCGGACCGGGCGUUCCACGUGGACGUGGGCGACAGCCCCGACGGCGGGCCCGAGCCCCUGACCAUCGCCAAGAUGCUGCAGGGCGUGGUCAAGUCCGAGAACAUCAACCUGGUGCUGCUGGGGAAGCAGGCCAUUGACGGCGACCAGGGUCAGACGGGCCAGAUGCUGGCGGGCUUGCUGGGGUGGCCGCAGGCCACGCAGGCCAGCAAGGUCGAGAUCAAGGAUGCGGAGGGCGCCGUGGAGGUCACGCAUGAGGUCGACGGGGGCGUUGAGACGCUGCGCGCGAAGCUGCCCCUCGUCAUCACGACGGAUCUGCGGUUGAAUGAGCCGCGCUACGCCACCCUGCCGAAUAUCAUGAAGGCGAAGAAGAAGCCCCUCGAGAAGAAGACGUUGGCCGACAUUGGGGUUGAGGAUAAGAAGCGCUUGAAGACGAUCAAGGUUACCGAACCCCCGGCGCGCCAGGGCGGUGGCAAGGUCGAGGAUGUCGACGGGCUGAUCGGCAAGCUGAAGGAGCUGGGUGCUCUGUGAGGGUGGAUCCGACUAGAUCUUAUCCAUCCUCUAUUGGGACUUGUGUAUGUUUACGAUUAGACCUGGUCCGGGAUCAGCUGGACUCUAUUAUUUUUUUUUCUCUCUUUUCU
Messenger RNA from Aspergillus heteromorphus CBS 117.55, 2941 nucleotides. It is a transcript of the gene tah18, whose product is annotated as NAPDH-dependent diflavin reductase. Bases 45 to 2831 code for a protein of 928 amino acids. Gene Ontology annotation, cellular component: cytosol. The transcript is spliced from 8 exons. Gene Ontology annotation, molecular function: NADPH-hemoprotein reductase activity; FMN binding; flavin adenine dinucleotide binding. Lineage: Eukaryota; Fungi; Ascomycota; Eurotiomycetes; Eurotiales; Aspergillaceae. The record is from RefSeq and is a predicted model, not a curated record.